AUGGCAUAUUAUCCCCCGACACCAAGACGCCGUAGCAUCACCCAAAUCUCGUCCUUCAUCUUCCUCCACGACAAGGACUCCUCCUCCACGCAACUCGCCGAACAAGUCGCCCGCGCGCUCAAUCCAAAGUCCAUCGCGGACACGCUCGGGCCCAGGACAAAGAUGCUCUUUCUCGACGCACCCAUUCAGACGUCGGUCCACCCUGUAUCUCUCCCAACUCCUCUUCCUCCUCACCAAGAGCAGCAACAAGAAACGCAAGGAGAAGAAGAAGAAGAGCAGCAGCAGCAGCAGUACACAUGGUUCUCGACAACAACAACAACAACACAUUCCGUAGGCGCAGACGAUGACGCCGCAACCUCAUGGAAAGAGCUAUCCAUCAGCUUAACCCAGCUCGACGAGGCAGUGACGCAAGAAUCCGAGCGCUUCGGCAAGGAGAAUGUCUUUCUCGUGGGGGUGGGCAUGGGGUUCGCGGUGGCGGCGGCGUACGUGAUGCAGAUGGAGGAGCGGAUAGGCGGCCUGUUGGGGGUUUCGGGGUGGUUGGCCUUUCACGAGGAGGUGAAGAGCGUUGCGGUCUAUGGGGACGUGAGCAGCUGUGGUUUGUUGUCGGGGGGAGAGCUGGAGGAUGGUGCGAAGGGGAAUGAAGAAGAGGGGGAUGAAGAUGAUGUGCUCGGUUCAGGCUACUCAACGCCCACCCUCUGCGAAGAAGAAUCCCACGACCAAGCACAAUCCUCCUCACUACUGCUCAAGCGCGCAAAGGCCUUCCUCUCAUACAUCCUCCUCCGGGGCAAACCCCCCGCACUCCCACGACUCUGCAACCUCAUCGACGCUUCCACCCCCGUGCUGCUCGUCCACGGAGCGGAGAACCAGCGCGUCCGCUUCACGCACGCAAAAGAGGCGCAGGAGACGCUACGCCAUUUCGGAUUCGAGGUCACGCUGCGUGUGCUCGAGGGGGAGACGCACGAGCUGAGUCGGAGGUUGAUGGGGGAGCUGAUGGAUGGGUUCAUGGGGAGGGGGUUGGGGAAUGAGGAUGUUCGGGGGAGUGUUGGGGAGAUGCUGCUUGGGGGUUGGCUGUAG
Messenger RNA from Trichoderma citrinoviride, 1074 nucleotides. RefSeq lists its product as hypothetical. The record is from RefSeq and is a predicted model, not a curated record. Gene Ontology annotation, biological process: protein depalmitoylation. The transcript has a single exon. Gene Ontology annotation, molecular function: palmitoyl-(protein) hydrolase activity; carboxylic ester hydrolase activity. Gene Ontology annotation, cellular component: cytoplasm. Lineage: Eukaryota; Fungi; Ascomycota; Sordariomycetes; Hypocreales; Hypocreaceae. The coding region runs from base 1 to 1074 and encodes 357 amino acids.